AUGCGCCCUUCUCAUUCUGUAGCACAAUGUGUAUUGGUGCUCUGUUUCCUUUUUACAUCAUCAGUUGAACAUGAACCACCAGAAGAAGAUGUAUGUAAUGAACGGUCAUGUUACCCUGCAACUGGUAAUCUUCUAAUUGGACGGAAGAAAAGUCUCACUGCGACAUCAACAUGUGGUUUACAUGGUCGACAACGUUAUUGUAUUGUAUCACACUUAGAAGAACAAACAAAAUGUUUUUAUUGUGACAGUAGAACAGAGUGGAAACCAAAUCGGGAACCAUAUAAAUUGAGCCAUAGGAUUGAAAAUGUAGUUUCGGAGUCAUAUGAAGAUCGUAAUAGGAAUUGGUGGCAAUCGGAAAAUGGUGUACAGAAUGUGUCAAUACGACUCGAUCUCGAAGCUGAAUUUCAUUUUACUCAUUUGAUCAUAACAUUCAAAUCUUUUCGUCCUGCUGCUAUGAUUAUUGAACGUUCAGCUGAUUAUGCAAAAACAUGGACUCCGUAUAGAUAUUUUGCAUACGACUGUCAAAACACUUUCCCAAAUAUUCCUGAAAGACCGCCGAAAAAGCACACGGAUGUCAUUUGCACAAGACGGUAUAGCGAUGUUGCUCCUUCUACAGGAGGCGAAUUGGUUUACAAAGUGAUCUCACCACAUAUUCCGACGGAAAACCCAUAUGCUGAUGAGAUUGCAAAUUUGCUAAAAGUUACGAAUAUCCGAAUCAACUUUACUAAGCUUCAUACACUUGGUGAUGAUUUGUUGGAUUACAGACCGGAAAUAGAUGAGAAAUAUUAUUACGCCAUCUAUGAAUUGGUUGUUCGUGGUUCAUGCUCUUGUUAUGGUCAUGCUCAGCGUUGUAUACCAAUGGAUAAUGCUGCCCGAGUUUCUGUUCCUUAUCGGGCUGAUAUGGUACAUGGACGAUGUGAGUGCACACACAACACGAAGGGAUUAAACUGUGAACAGUGCAUGGAUUUUUUAAUGAUUUACCGUGGCGUCCAGCGAUUGGUGAUGACUCAAAUGAAUGCAAACGAUGUGAAUGCAACGGUCAUGCAGCAAGGCUUCGUAUCAGGGGGAGUGUGUGAUGAAUGCUUACAUAAUACUCAAGGCAAGAAUUGCGAACAAUGCAAGCCCUACUUCUAUCGGAAUCCAGAUCGACCAAUUACUGAUCCAUAUGUUUGUUUACCGUGCAAAUGUGACAAGACUGGUUCGUUGAAUGAUGGAAUCUGUGAAGGUGAAGAAGAUCCGGAACGAGGUCUUGUUGCUGGCAAAUGCUACUGCAAAUCGAAUGUCGAAGGACCAUGGUGCGACCAUUGUAAAAAUGGAUUUUGGAAAUUGACCGCUGACGAUCCAAAUGGUUGUCGUCCAUGUAGUUGCAAUUUACUAGGCUCAUUCAACAAUGAGGGUUGUAAUAAGCAAACUGGUGAAUGUCUUUGCAAACAGCUUGUCACUGGUGAUGCCUGUGACAAAUGCUUACCAGAACAUUAUGGACUGAGUGAUGAUCCUUACGGUUGCAAAGCUUGUGAUUGUGAUCUGGGUGGAUCAGUUGAUAAUCACUGUGAUGUUAUUACCGGACAGUGCACAUGUAGAAGAAACUUCAGUGGUCGACGUUGUGACACUGCCGAAAGUGCUUAUUACUGCCCAUCUAUUAAUCAUUAUACACUGGAAGCAGAGGAAGCAGAAAUCACUGAUGGACAAAUCGAAUUCAGAGAACUUCCAGUACUCGUAAGGGAUCACACAUGGACAGGUGAUGGCUUUGUUAGAGCCAGUGAACAUACUCAGUUGGUAUUUAAAAUCGACAACCUUGCUCAGAGCAUGCACUACAAUAUCAUUAUUAAAUACGAACCAAUGCAGGAUGGUGUUGGGUGGGAAAAUAUACAGCUAACAGUUGUACGGCCUACAGAUCCAUCAUCCGAUGGAGUCUGUAAGAAUCUUUCACCCUCGGAUGAUUUCUUAACUGCAAAACUUCAUCCUAGCUUACAUUAUGUUGAGGUUAUGCCGGAUGUUUGUCUAGAAGCUGGCGUUCCGUACGAAAUUCUUGUACAAAUGGGAGAAAAGAGAACCAAAAUAAGCGACAGAACAGCUACUGUCCUUAUUGAUUCAAUAGUCCUUGUCCCGCCAACUGAAGAACUGUUCAUUUCACAAGGAAUUUCUGCUGACAAUCAUCAUAGAGUGGAGUACGACCGCUCUCAGUGCAGGGCACAACAGUUAUCCUUAACGCCGAUGUCAGAUUUGCCUGACGUGUGCGUUCGCUAUAUUUGUCCGGUUGCAGCAAUGUUAUUCAAUCGUAGUUUGGAAUGCGAAUGUGAUCCUACAGGUUCACUUUCCGGAAUAUGCUCCGGUAAGGGUGGACAGUGCGACUGCAAACCAAAUGUUGUUGGAAGAAGAUGCGAUCGGUGUGCAGUUGGAACAUAUGGUUUUGGUCCUUCCGGUUGUACGCCAUGUGAAUGUGAUAGUGUCGGCUCAUUAAAUAACAACUGUAAUCGGCAGAGUGGUCAAUGUAGUUGCAGGGAACGUGGAAUUACGGGAAGGCAAUGUAAUCAGUGUCAGCCAGGAUUUUGGUCCUUUCCAGAUUGCCGUGUUUGUCAGUGCAAUGAUCAUGCUUCUAUAUGUGAUCAGAAAACGGGAGCUUGCAUUGAUUGUCUUGAUCUUACUGAUGGUUAUUAUUGCGACCGUUGCAAGGAUGGUUAUUAUGGUGACCCUCGACUUGGUAUCAAUUUGCCUUGCAAGCCAUGUCCCUGUCCUGGUGGUUUGGAUAGCGGUUUCCAACAUGCAGAUACAUGUUAUCUUCGUCCUAGCGAACAUUCUGAAGCUCCGGAUGUAGUGUGUAACUGCAGGACAGGAUAUACUGGUGAGCGAUGUUCUUCGUGUGCGAUAAAUCACUGGGGAAAUCCGAACGAAUUAGGUGGAACUUGUGAACCAUGUGAUUGCAAUGGUAAUAUUGAUGUAAAUGUGGAAGGAAGCUGUGAUCCAGUAACUGGCGAUUGCAUUAAAUGUCUUCACAACACGGAAGGUGUACAGUGCGAAGAUUGUAUCGAAGGUUAUCAUGGUGAUGCGAAGAUACGAAGCUGUCAAAAGUGUGUUUGUAACGAUUUGGGAACAAACAAAACAGCUGGUGCGUGUGAUCGUGUUACCGGCCAAUGCUCCUGUUUACCGAAUGUUGUAGGAAUAGCGUGUGACUUAUGUGCACCGCAUCAUUUUGAUUUGGCUAGUGGAAAAGGCUGUGAACCGUGUGAAUGUGAUCCUACAGGUGUUAUUCUUAGUGAUGACGAUAUGCCUCAUUUACAAUGUAAUGAACUGGAUGGGCGGUGUUAUUGCAAGAUAGGAAGAGGAGGGCGCACGUGUUCGGAUUGUGAGGAUUAUCACUGGGGUGAUCCAACAACUGGUGAAUGUCGUAAAUGUGAAUGUGACGAAAUUGGCUCUGCCACUCAGCAGUGCGAUCGUAAUAAUGGUUCAUGCGUUUGUUUACCUGGCUCAGGAGGACCAUUAUGUAACAUGUGUGCUCGAGGAUAUACCGGCCAAUGGCCACAAUGUGAGGCUUGUGGUGAAUGUUUCCAAAACUGGGAUGAAAUUAUUCAGAAUUUGAGGAAGCAAGUUGAAGUUUUGAUCGAAACAGCUAAAAGCGUUGAGGAUACAGGCGUUGCCUCUGUUUAUGAUGAUGAAUUCGAAAAGAUGGAAAACACUCUAUCCGAUUUGAAGACGCAGCUAGAAUCAGCAAAUAUAACAUGGAGUGACAUCAUUGGAUUGCAAAAUGAAAUCGAGAAACUUCGACAAGAUAUCAAUUUGAAAAAAGAAUCGUUGAAUGCUGUUGGAGGACGUAUAACUGAGAUUUCAAGUAAUGUCGAUGGGGCUGAUUUAGAAUUAAAAUCAUUAAUCGAAGAAGCUGACAGACUCACGAAAAAAUCACAGGAGUUUCAGGAAAAUGCAACAUUAUUACGAGUUGCUGACGUACAGGGAGCAUAUAAUAUUACUCGGGAAUCAGCCGAAAAAUCAUCUGCUGCAAAGCUGCGCACCGAUCAGGCAGAUUCAAAAAUUACCAGCGCUGAAAGCAGUAGGCAAGAAGCGAUACAGCUGUUAGAUAAAAAUCAACUUGAUUUCGAGAAGCAGUUCAGUGAAAAUGAAAUGGCUUUGGUGCGAAUUGAUAAGCAGCUGGCUACUUUCGAAACUGUAUUACCGAUAUUGAAUAGAGACGUUUGCGGUGCAGAAUCAGCUCCUUGUGAUCAGCUAUGUGGUGGACCAGGAGCUUGUGGCCAUUGUGGUGGGCGAUCAUGUCUUUCCGGCUCUGUAAGCAAAGCCGAAAUGGCGAAGAAAUUCGCUGAUGAGGCGGACCAAAAAUUGAACGAAAAGCAGGAAGAAGCAGAAGAGGUUCUUGCUCGUAUACGAGAAAUAUUGCAGCAAACUUUCAUUACAAAAAACAAAGCUAAAGAUGGCCACGAUAUUGCUGAAGCAGCAGCUAGACAGGCAAAUCAAACUCGUACUUCUCUGGAAGACAUUUUUGAUCAAAUGAAGGAAUUUAUCGAUAGUAGUCAACGUUCCAGUCCAGAACAAAUCCGAGCAUUAGCUGAAGAGAUAACAGUGGCAAAAAUAUCUCUUACACCUGAGCAAAUCGAGGAUUUGGCAAAUCAGGUUCGCGAGAGACUGCUUAAUAUCAAUAACAUUGAUGCUAUUUUGAAUGAAACACGAGGGAAUAAGACAAUCGCUGAAGCUUUACAGAAAUCUGCAGAAUUGGCAAGUAUGCGUGCCGCUGAAAUCAGAAAUACUACAACAGUGGUACGCGAAGCUUUACAAAGAGCUGGUACUGCACAGGAAGUGGCUAAAGAUGCAAUAAAGAAUGCAACGGAGCAAAUUACGGAAGCUCGGGAUGACUUGAAUAGUGCAACCAGUCAGUUACAACUUGCUGAGAUAUCGGCUGCAAAAACAAAUGAAUCAUUAAUAAAAUUGGAGGGCGAUAUGAAAGACAUUAAUGUGCAGUAUUUAUCGAUAUCCGAAGAUACGAAGUAUGCAUACGAAGCUGCUGAUAAAGCUAUACGUCAGGCAGAAUUUGCUGAAGUAGCCAACGAGCAACUCGAAAUUUCGUUUGAAAAAGCUAAAGAGCUUCUGUCAUCGCAAAAUACUGGUAAUGAAUUACCUCAAGCGAGAGCUGAAGAAUUGCGUAAACGGGCAACACAACUUUUGCAUAAGACACAACGACAUCGUAGCGAUAUUUCACAGCUUUCCGCUAACAUGGAUGCAUUUGACGUACGCUUAGCAGAUUACAAUCGUGAAUUGAGUGAGCUUCAUUCAAGGAUCGAUACAGUUACUGCUCAGGUACAUAAGCAAAUCGAGUAUUACUCAACAUGCGACAUUUAGAUGCACCGAGUUAUAACCAUAUUUAUCUCUUAUCGUUUUGUUUGUUUCGGUCCUCAUAUUGGAAAACAGUGGCGACUUAUCAAUUUUUAACCCAUAGAAGUGAUAAAAUCAAAAAAGAAAAAUCCCAAAGCUUUUAG
Molecule: messenger RNA, 5477 nt
Organism: Loa loa (African eye worm)
Lineage: Eukaryota; Metazoa; Nematoda; Chromadorea; Rhabditida; Onchocercidae
Product: laminin subunit beta-1
Exons: 34
Coding region: 1-5340 (1779 amino acids)
Biological process (GO): cell migration; substrate adhesion-dependent cell spreading; basement membrane assembly
Cellular component (GO): laminin trimer
Source: RefSeq, a predicted model, not a curated record